This is a messenger RNA of Galeopterus variegatus (Sunda flying lemur), 1092 nucleotides long. It is a transcript of the gene TEX13A, whose product is annotated as testis expressed 13A. Lineage: Eukaryota; Metazoa; Chordata; Mammalia; Dermoptera; Cynocephalidae. The coding region runs from base 52 to 1092 and encodes 346 amino acids. The transcript is spliced from 3 exons. The record is from RefSeq and is a predicted model, not a curated record.
CUGGCCACUGUCUGGAGAGGGCCAGCGAAGCCACUAAAGCCCUCAGCCCUCAUGGCCUUGAAACCCGAGGACCCCUCUGGUGGAUUCCAACACGGCGAAGUGGUGGCCUUCAUCAAUGACAAGAUGGCCAGGCACACAAAAGGUCCUGAAUUCUACCUCGAGAAUGUGUCCCUGUCCUGGGGGCAGGUGGAAGACAAGCUCAGGGCCAUCGUGGAAGACAGUGAGCUGCCCAGUGAGGCCAAGGAGGCCUGCGCCUGGAGCAGCCUGGCCCUGGCCGUGCGCUUCGCCCUCAGGCAGGAGCAGUUACAGGGACUCAGGGUGCAGUGGCUGCACGAGUUCUCCAAACUGCACAGGUCGGCCGCACGGAGACUGUCCGCAGAGGUGAAGGAGCUCCAGGAGAAGCAGAAGAUGGAGCGCGAGGAGGCGGUCUUCCACCUGCGGCAGACCCAGACCCAGCUGGCGCAGUUGCAGAAAGAGCUGAAGCUGCUGAGGAUGAAGCUCCUCCGGGUGGAGGAAGAGGAGGCGGCAGCGGCCACUGGCGCUGCAGGAGGAGAGAAGGAGCAGGAUGCUGAGGAAGCUGUCCCCACGGAGGCUGCACAGGAGCCGGGUGGAGACCUGCAGCUCUUGGGAGCCAUGGAGCAGAAAAAUUACACCUCUGGAGGGCAGGGGGGGGAAGAUCUGAGGUCAGUGGAAACAGCCAUGACUUAUCUCUCUGAGACCCUGAACCUCCCAUCCACAUCCUCGCAGGAGUUCCUUCCUGUCCAGCUCCCUGACUCAUUCACAUACUCAUAUGAAUGCCCUUUCUCCCCCUUCCCAGACACAUCCCCACCAGCAGCUGUGGCACCGGCUGCACCUCAGAUGCCUCGCUACUGGGGGGCCUCUGAUGUUACCCUGUGGUCUGAUGUGGGGGCUCAGGGAAUAGACCCUCGAGAUCUCCAAAGGGACUGGAGACACUCCCGACCCUAUCAGCGGAGACAAGUAUUUCGCAGGCCCGGGGGAUGGAACUGCUCUUGGUGCAGUACCGUGAAUUUUUCACGGAGGGAAGUUUGCUGCCAUUGUGGGAGGGGAAUCUGGCUGCAAAACCCUCAGUGA